AUGGACUUGGAUGCUAUUACCAAGCACUCAGCACUCCAUGCGAAGCCCCCCGGCCUCACCUUCCACUAUGGGACUGCUGGAUUUCGGAUGAAGGCCGAGCUUCUGGACCACAUCAUGUUUCGGAUGGGGUUGCUAGCUGCUCUGAGGUCCAAGCAGACCAACGCCACUAUCGGGGUGAUGGUCACAGCCUCGCACAACCCUGAGGAAGACAAUGGGGUGAAACUGGUGGAUCCUUUGGGGGAGAUGCUGGCGCCCACGUGGGAGGAGCAUGCCACACGGCUGGCCAACGCCGAGGAUGGAGACGUGGCCCGUGUGCUUGUGGACAUCAUGGAGAAGGAGGCGGUGGAGCUGCCACAGGAUGCUUUCGUGGUGAUUGGCAGAGAUACCAGGCCCAGCAGUGAGAAUCUUGGCCAGUCUGUGAGAGAAGGCGUGGCUGCUUUCGGAGGCCAGUUCCAUGAUUACGGCCUGUUAACCACGCCCCAGCUGCACUACAUGGUGUGCUGCCGCAACACAGGCGGGCGAUACGGCAAGGCCACGCUGGACGGCUACUACCACAAACUCGCCGCCGCCUUCCUGGAGCUCACCAAGCAGGCUUCCUGCAGCGGAGAUGAGAACGUCUCGGUGAAGGUGGACUGCGCCAAUGGCGUCGGGGCCCUGAAGCUGAAGGAGAUGGAGCCCCGCUUCUCCCCAGUGUUGUCCGUCCAGCUGAUUAACGACGGGACCAAAGGGAAGCUCAAUCAUCUCUGCGGGGCCGACUUUGUGAAAAGCCACCAGAAACCUCCUCAGGGACUGGAAAUGAAGCCCAACGAGAGAUGCUGCUCCUUCGACGGCGACGCGGACAGAAUCGUGUAUUAUUACUGUGAUGUGGACGGUGCCUUCCAUCUCAUAGACGGGGACAAGAUCGCCGUGUUGAUCAGCAGCUUCCUGAAGGAGCUGCUCCUGGAGGUUGGAGAAAUUUUCAAUAUUGGUGUUGUACAAACUGCCUAUGCAAAUGGAAGUUCUACACGGUAUCUUGAAGAAGUUAUGAAGGUUCCUGUUCACUGCACUAAAACCGGUGUCAAGCAUUUGCACCACAAAGCCCAGGAGUUUGAUAUUGGAGUUUACUUUGAAGCAAAUGGCCAUGGCACAGCAUUGUUCAGUAAAGCUGUUGAAGUGAAGAUAAAACAACUAGCAAAACUGGAAGAUAAGAAAGGAAAAGCCGCUAAGAUGCUGGAAAACGUCAUUGACUUGUUUAACCAGACAGCUGGUGACGCGAUUUCUGACAUGCUGGUGAUUGAGGCGAUCCUGGCUCUGAAGGGCCUGACCGUGCAGCAGUGGGAUGCGCUCUACUCCGAUCUCCCGAACAGACAGGUCAAAGUGAAGGUCGCAGACAGGAGAGUGAUUAGCACCACGGAUGCUGAGCGGCAAGCAGUUACCCCACCUGGACUGCAGGCGGCAAUCAACAACCUGGUGAGGAAGUACAGGCUCUCCAGAGCCUUCGUCCGGCCCUCGGGCACGGAAGACGUUGUGCGCGUGUACGCAGAAGCAGACUCACAGGAAAGCGCGGAUAGCCUUGCACAUGAAGUGAGCCUGGCAGUAUUUGAGCUGGCUGGAGGAAUUGGAGAAAGACCUCAACUGGGUUUUGGAAGAUAAUUUUUAUUUUCUAAGAAACUGAGUUUGUGAAGUUUCUCUAUGCCUGUCACAGCAAUGGCAGUAUUAAUCCUAAUGUUUACAGUGCACAUUACUGGACUGUUUCUAGAUCUGUUUUUCUUAAACACUACCAGAAUAAUUUUUAGAAUUAGGUAAGCCCUAUGUCAUCCAGCCCUUAAAUUUAAGGUGUAUGCAGAAUGCUGCAAAAUUAACUUUUACGGUACUAGA
This is a messenger RNA of Dipodomys ordii (Ord's kangaroo rat), 1857 nucleotides long. RefSeq names its product phosphoglucomutase 3 (gene Pgm3). Gene Ontology annotation, molecular function: magnesium ion binding; phosphoacetylglucosamine mutase activity. NCBI's taxonomy places the organism in Eukaryota, Metazoa, Chordata, Mammalia, Rodentia, Heteromyidae. The transcript has 12 exons. Gene Ontology annotation, biological process: hemopoiesis; UDP-N-acetylglucosamine biosynthetic process; carbohydrate metabolic process. The record is from RefSeq and is a predicted model, not a curated record. Bases 1 to 1632 code for a protein of 543 amino acids.